CCAGAUACGAGAAUCGGGUAGUGCCUGUAAUCCCAGCUUUCUACGGUCAGCGUGUUUUCCAUGGCCUAAAUGGUGUCCGUAGAGUCACUCGCAUCUACAGGAGGAGCAGAGACAGACGGGGAGGGAGAGAGAGAGGGCAUGGGUAUAGAGCUAAGGGAGGAAGAGGGCAUCAAAAUCUCUAGAUUUUCUUCCUAAAAUUUCCAAUUUAAAAAAGAGCUAAAUAAAACAUCAUCUAGAGGAUAGGGAUUGAUAGGAGAUCAAUCUAGAGAGCUGAAGUUGGUCGUUUCUUUCUUUCUUUUGCUCGUGUUCUAAGGUUGUGUUUUGUUGGAGCAGCUGCUAUGGAGGCAUCGGAGAUCAUCCAUGGUGGUGGCUCAGAGGCUUCUGUGACGGGAGAAUCCGUGCGAGCUUUGCCGUGGGAUGUCCAUGGCUUUGUGCUCGAGAUUUGCGGCUCCUCCCGUGGCACAAGCAGUCUCGUGGGAAGGAAGGAUAGAGAUCACUGAAGGCGGGCUUUGGGAGCGACGGAGGAGCUCCAAGAGAUUCCACGAGAGGAGCUCAUCGGAAGAGGAUUCAUGUCUCGAUCGAGCCAAGAGGACAAAGACCAGCGACGCUACCCAAUUAGCUGGUGGUGAGGAUGACAUAUGGUUUUCUCAGUGCACCAAGGAGCAUCCAUUGGUGGAUGAAGAAGAAGAGAAGGUCUUUCUAGUUCCUAAUGCAGCAUUAUUUCCAUUUUAUAAUACCUCAAGCAGCACAUUGGUAGGCUCCUUUGAAACUGAAAAGAAUUUGGUCAGAAGUGUUCAGCCAAACUACAAGUCACAGUCCGAUUCGAGUUCGUCAUCGGAUACCCACAGUUCAUCUCCAAAGCGACAGAAGGAUCCCUUCAAGAAUGUAGCACGGAAUGGUUCUCAAAUCCCUAACUCAACUGGAUCUGCCGGCAGAGUAGGUCAGGGUGAGAAUACCCAAACGGAGCAGCAGGGUAUCGAGCUUGUGAGCUUGCUCACAUCCUGUGCAGAGUCUAUUAGUUCCGGUAAUCAUGAAGCCAUCACCUUCUCCCUAUCUAGACUUGGAGAGCUUUCCUCGCCGAUGGGAACCCCGAUCCAUCGUGUGGCAGCCUACUUCACAGAAGCAUUAGCCCUCCGAGUCGUAAAGCUCUGGCCUCACAUCUUCUCUAUUACCCCACCGCGGGUGCUCGUCGAUCAGACAGAUGAUGAUGAUGCCACAGCGUUGCAGCUGCUCAAUCAAGUGAGUCCAAUUCCAAAGUUUCUCCAUUUCACAAUGAAUGAGAGACUGCUCAGGGGUUUUGAAGGAAAGGACAGGGUUCACAUAAUAGAUUUCGACAUCAAGCAAGGACUUCAGUGGCCUAGUCUAUUUCAGAGCCUGGCUUCAAGGCCUAAUCCCCCAAGCCAUGUGAGGAUCACCGGGAUCGGAGAGUCUAGACAGGACCUUCAGGAAACAGGAGCUAGGCUGGCAAGGUUUGCAGAGGCCUUCAAUCUUCCUUUCGAGUACCAUGCAGUUGUUGAUAGAUUGGAGGAUGUGAGGCUUUGGAUGCUUCAUGUGAAGAGGGAGGAGUGUGUUGCAGUGAACUGCAUUCUAGUGAUGCACAAGGCACUCUAUGAUGAGAGUGGAGGGGCUCUGAUGAAUUUAUUGGGUCUGAUUCGAAGCACCAACCCAGCAAUUGUUCUCCUGGCCGAGCAAGAAGCCCAGCAUAAUGACCCUAGGUGGGAGACAAGGUUGGCCAACUCACUUCAGCACUACUCUGCCAUCUUUGAUUCACUGGAUUACAGUCUACCGGUGGAUAGUCCAGCCAGGAUCAAGAUCGAGGAGAUGUUUGCAAGGGAGAUCAGGAACUUGGUUGCCUGUGAAGGGAGUGAGAGGAUCGAUAGGCACGAGAAGUUCGAGAGGUGGAAGAAUCUAAUGGAAGAUGGUGGAUUUAGAAGCACGGGCAUUGGAGAAAGGGAGAUGCUUCAGAGCCGCCUGAUUCUAAGGAUGUAUAAUGGUGAAAACUACAGCAUAGAUAGGCAAGGGGAUGGCGACGGCGGCCUAACUCUUAAGUGGUUAAAUCAGCCUCUAUACACAGUGUCUGCAUGGGCACCCAUUGAUAUUGCAGGCAGCUCCUCUACACAUCUGCCGAGCUAAUGGAACUAUAUUUUCUUCAUGGUUUGGUUUUCUUUUCUUUAUAAAUCUCCAAAUAUUCUUUUAUACCUUUGAGAAAACACACAAGUUCUCAUAUCUUUCGUUCGAUGAAAUAGGAGAAACCUUUUUUCUUAGAUUGUAUUUUUUUUUUUNUUUUUUCAUUCUUUGGUUGCUGAACAUCAGCAAGAAUUAUGUUAGAAAGAGAAGUUUCAUAUGACACCUCUCAUUCAGUUCCUCAGCAGAUUGCCUGCAGUUACAUUCAUUAGAAUUUGGAUUUUAUUUUGUUGUAAUUCUUUUAUUUCCCUUCCUUGUAACUGAAAAAAAAAAACAGAAUCAAAUGUUUUUAUUUCUUUAUUGAUGUGUGUCCCUUGUUCACUGUAUUGAUAUCAUUUAUAGCUGAAUUCUUGCGGAUGUUGUGGAUCAUCCCCUUUACUU
Elaeis guineensis (African oil palm) is the source of this 2565-nucleotide messenger RNA. RefSeq names its product protein DWARF AND LOW-TILLERING. Lineage: Eukaryota; Viridiplantae; Streptophyta; Magnoliopsida; Arecales; Arecaceae. The record is from RefSeq and is a predicted model, not a curated record.